This is a messenger RNA of Sphaerodactylus townsendi, 1797 nucleotides long. It is a transcript of the gene NFKBIA, whose product is annotated as NFKB inhibitor alpha. The record is from RefSeq and is a predicted model, not a curated record. Bases 263 to 1252 code for a protein of 329 amino acids. Lineage: Eukaryota; Metazoa; Chordata; Lepidosauria; Squamata; Sphaerodactylidae. Gene Ontology annotation, molecular function: protein binding. The transcript has 6 exons.
CAAGUGAAGCAGGGAAUUCCUCAGAGCCAGCCUUGGCUUCCUCCAGGACAGGACGGGACUCGCUCGCGCCCUCUCUGUUUGACUGGACUGGGAAAUUCCCCGCCGCCCCGAGCUCCGCCCCGCGCAGAAAUCCCCUUGGCCGAGCCUGUAUAGCCAAGCGCCGCUUGCCUGCGCCGCUCGCCACAGUUUGCCUACAGCAGCCGGAUCCAGUCGCCCGUCUGGCCUCGCUCGCUCUCUCUGCAGCGUAACCCCCACAAGUGCCAUGUUUAACCCCAGCCCCCUGGAUUACACUGUGGAUUUUACGAUGAACGGCCACCCCCGGGAUAUGCUGAAGAAGGACCGGCAGCUCAGCCUGGUCCAGGACGACCGCCACGACAGCGGUUUGGACUCCAUGAAGGAGGAGGAGUACGACCAGUUCGUCCAGGAGCUGAAGGACAUUCGCCUCCAGCCCAAGGAAACCUGCGCGCCCCUGCAGAGCUCGCCUUGCCAGCCAGCGCCGGCUUGGAAGCAGCAAGUGACCGAAGACGGAGACACAUUUCUCCAUCUGGCUAUUAUUCAUGAAGAAAAGGCUUUGAGUUUGGAAAUCAUUCACCAGACAGGAUGUGACAAAGCCUUCCUGAAUUUCCAGAAUAAGCUAGGCCAGACGCCACUUCACUUGGCCAUGAUUACAGAUCAGCCAGAAAUCGCUGAAGCCCUUCUGAAAGCUGGAUGUAACCCAGAGAUCAGAGACUUCCGAGGAAACACACCUCUCCACAUCACUUGUGAACAAGGAUCUUUGCGGGGUGUUGGUGUUCUCACACAGUACUCCCCUCAGCACCAUCUCAGUUCCCUCCUCCACUUUCGCAACUACAGUGGCCACACAUGUCUCCAUUUGGCAUCAGUUCAAGGAUAUCUGGCCAUUGUUGAAUGUCUCCUGUCCUUAGGAGUGGAUGUUGAUGCUAAGGAACCAUGCAAUGGUAGAACUGCCUUGCAUUUGGCUGUAGAUCUGCAGAAUGAAGAACUGGUGUCACUCCUGUUAAAACAUGGUGCAGAUGCGAACAAAGUCACCUAUCAAGGCUAUUCUCCAUACCAGCUCACUUGGGGGAGAAACAACUCUGUCAUACAGGAACAGCUGAAACCAUUUACCACACUGGACCUACAGAUGCUGCCCGAAAGCGAAGAUGAAGAUAGCUGUGAAUCUGAAUCAGAGUUCACAGAGGAUGAACUUCUGUAUGACGACUGUGUUAUUGGAGGACGAUUUGUGCCUUGUUAAAGCGAGAGGGUUGCAAACAAAAUGCGAACAAUUACUGAACUAUCACACUGCACAGCAUAGAGCAUGUUGUUUUAACAACAGGUAUCACAGUCCAAGCAUGAAUUGUGGUUGUCAGACACCUGGAGAAAACGGGGCUUUUUUUGCACCAAAGAGUUGGUUGUCCAAAUAAAUGAGCAGAAUUAAGAACCAGAAGGUCCAGCUAUGUAAUCAGUCAGUGUUCUGCAGAAGGGCUGGCCUGAUUCUCACUGCCCUUUGGAAAGACAUUCCAUAUGCGUCCACCAGGCUGAUGAAACGCAUCCCAGAGACUGAGCUCAGGUGUGCUUUGUUGUGCAUAGCAGACAAAGGCACCCUGGAGCCCAAAGAAUAUCUGUGGUCCACGCACAGGAAAGUGAACAAUAACAUCCAGACUGUAUAUUAUAAAGCCUUGUGCCUUCCAAUAUGUAUAUUAUGUAUAUGUUGUAAAUGUUGUGAAUAAUUUUUUUGGUACUCGUAAUAUGUAUAUUUAUUUUUAAAAAAUGAAAAAUGCACUGGACUGGUGAAAAUCA